This is a messenger RNA of Apodemus sylvaticus (European woodmouse), 5175 nucleotides long. RefSeq names its product CUB domain containing protein 1 (gene Cdcp1). NCBI's taxonomy places the organism in Eukaryota, Metazoa, Chordata, Mammalia, Rodentia, Muridae. The transcript is spliced from 9 exons. Bases 1 to 2514 code for a protein of 837 amino acids. The record is from RefSeq and is a predicted model, not a curated record.
AUGGCCCGCUCGGCCUGCGGGUUCUCAGUCGCACUGCUGGGGGCCCUGCUGCUGGGCACAGCGCGCCUGCUGCGCGGGACAGAAGCAUCUGAGAUUCUUCUGCCCGUCGGAAGCGGUGUUACGGUGCACAUGAAGCUGGUGAGUCCAGCCCUUCCUGUGAAACCCUGCUACAUCGUCAUGUCUAGACAGCAUGUGACCGAGUUGAUUAUCAGUCCUGGAGAAAGGAAAUCUUUUACCUUUAGCUGCAGCAAUCCGGAGAAGCACUUUGUCUUGAAGAUUGAGAAGAAUAUUGACUGCAUGUCGGGCCCAUGCCCUUUUGGGGAGGUUCGUCUUCAGCCGUCCACAUCAGAACUGCCCAUCCUCAACAGAACCUUCAUCUGGGAUGUUAGGGCUCAUAAGAGCAUUGGCUUGGAGCUGCAGUUCGCAACACCUCGACUGAGGCAGAUUGGACCGGGAGAGAGCUGUGCAGAUGGGGUGACUCACUCCAUCAGUGGACAUAUAGAUGCCACCGAGGUCAGGAUCGGGACCUUCUGCAGUAACGGCACCGUGUCCCGGAUCAAGAUGCAAGAGGGCGUGAAAAUGUCCUUGCACCUGCCCUGGUUCCAUCCCAGGAACUUCUCAGGCUUCAGUAUUGCAAAUCGAUCAUCUAUCAAACGCCUGUGCAUCAUUGAGUCAGUAUUUGAGGGUGAAGGCUCAGCAACCCUGAUGUCAGCCAACUACCCAGGAGGCUUCCCUGAAGAUGAGCUUAUGACCUGGCAGUUUGUUGUCCCUGCACACCUAAGGGCCAGUGUCUCCUUCCUCAACUUUAAUGUCUCCAACUGUGAAAGGAAGGAGGAACGCGUCGAAUACUAUAUCCCAGGAUCUACCACCAACCCAGAGGUGUUCAGGCUGGAGGACAAACAGCCAGGAAACAUGGCUGGAAACUUCAACCUCUCGCUGCAAGGCUGCGACCAGGACGCCCAGAGCCCAGGGAUCCUUCGGCUCCAGUUUCAGGUCCUGGUCCAACGUCCGCAGAAUGAAAGCAGUAAAACUUACACGGUGGACCUGAGUCAAGAGCGAACCAUGUCGCUCACCAUAGAGCCACGGCCAGUCAAACAUGGCCGCAGGUUUGUUCCUGGGUGCUUCGUGUGUCUAGAGUCUCGGACUUGUAGUACCAAUGUCACCCUGACAGCUGGCUCCAAACACAAGAUUUCCUUCCUGUGCGAUGACUUGACACGCCUGUGGGUGAAUGUGGAGAAAACCCUAAGCUGUGUGGACCACCGCUACUGCUACAUGAAGUCCUUCAACCUCCAGGUGCCUCCAGACAUCCUUCAGCUGCCUGUGCAGCUGCACGACUUCUCCUGGAAGCUGCUGGUGCCCAAGGACAGGCUCAGCCUUAUGCUGGUGCCAGGCCAGAAGCUACAGCAGCACACUCGAGAGAGGCCUUGUAACACCAGCUUUGGCUACCACGUGGCCAGCAACACCCCUGGCCAGGAACUGUACUUUGGUUCCUUCUGCCCAGGAGGCUCCAUCGAGAAGAUCCAGGUGAAGCAAAACAGCGUGGUGACACUACGAACAUAUGCUCCCAGCUCUCAACAGGAAGUCUCCAAGCAGUGGAGUCUCCUAACAGUGUCCUUCAUACCGUACUUCAAAGAGGAAGGCAUCUUCACAGUGACCCCAGACACAAAAAACAAGGUCUACCUGAGGUCACCCAACUGGGACCAUGGCCUGCCUGCCCUCUCCUCAGUGUCUUGGAACAUCAGUGUGCCUAGCAACCAAGUGGCUUGUCUGACCUUCUUCAGAGAGCGUUCUGGCUUGGCCUGCCAGUCAGGGCGUGCUUUCAUGAUCAUCCAGGAGCCUCAGACCCGGGCCGAGGAGAUCUUCAGCCUGGAGGAGGAAAUCCUGCCUAAGCCAAGUUUCCACCGUCACAGCUUCUGGGUUAACAUCUCCAACUGCAGCCCCAUGAAUGGCAAGCAGCUAGAUUUGCUCUUCUGGGUGACUCUUACACCAAGGACUGUGGAUUUGGCUGUCAUCAUUGGUGCAGCAGGAGGUGGAGCUCUGCUGCUAUUUGCCCUGGGACUCAUCAUCUGCUUUGUGAAAAAGAAGAAGAAGGUGGACAAGGGUCCUGCUGUGGGUAUCUAUAACGGCAAUGUCAAUACCCAGGUGCCCCAGACCCAAAAGUUCCAGAAAAGGCGAAAGGACAAUGACUCCCAUGUGUAUGCUGUCAUCGAAGACACUAUGGUAUACGGACACUUGCUGCAGGACUCGGGUGGAUCCUUCACCCAACCAGAGGUGGACACCUACCGGCCCUUCCAGGGCCCCAUGGGAGACUGCCCUCCCACCCCACCCCCUAUAUUAUUCUCCAGGACCCCAACUGCAAAGUUCACUGCAGAUGAGCUGGCUCCUAGUAGCCCUCCUGAGUCUGAGAGUGAACCCUACACUUUCUCACACCCCAACAAAGUGGAGGUAGGUGUCAGGGAGACUGGCAUCCCCUUACUCAACAUCCAGGGACCAGUGGAGGAGACUGAAGAGUAAUGUGGCCCCCUUCCAAAGACUUUGCUGAGAUGCAUGGUACCAGACAUUGAGACAUGAAGAACUGUCCCGUCAAGAAGUCCCAGGGGAGCUCAAUCAGCUAAAAGGAAGAGCAGCUUUUAUAAGGUGCCAUCACAUCUUGUUCUUCUUGUGGACUUCUCCCAGGGAUGAGCAAAUCACGGCUUCUGGCAGGAAUGCCAUUCUAAAGCUCAGGCCUUUCUGAACUCAGGUUGUGUUGGGGCUGGCCGCAGGGACAGAAGAGAGACACGGUCCACCCAGACAGGACUACGAUGAGCCCUGGAUCCCUGGAUUCCCAAUCACAAGCAGAGACUUAGUUGAUUCCCAGGAGCUCCGCUUGAGGUCUCUGCUCUCACUGGAGUCCUAUGGAUGGAAAUGACAAUGUGCUUUUUUAAUAGUAGUAGUAGUAGUAUUUAUUUGGAGGCCCUGUAUGUUUUUAGAAGGUUGGAUGUGGAGCUGAGGUUGGUAGAAUGCUUGCCUGACUUGCACAAAGCUCUGGGCUCCAACCUCAGGACUACAUAAAAGCAGGCAGGAUGGUGCACACCUGUAAGUUCGGGAGGAUCGGAAUUUCAAGUCAUCAUCAAGUAUGCAGUGAGUUGAAGGCCCGCCCUCCUGGUCUGUGCAGGACCCUCUUGAGAACACACACCACUCUUCUGACCCCUGUAGUAAUGACUCGUGCUAACUGGUUUGCCCAGCUAUGCUUUGAGGUUUUGCAGACCACUAGAUAAAUGUGCACCUGGGAGGUAGAUGGUGAUCUACCCAGCCAGAAGAGUAUCUGCAUGUGUGUAUCUCUUACUCAGUAAUAGAUUUCCUGUUCCUCCUUGACUGCAUACAGCUGUCCCCCUGCAGAAUUUACCACAGAUCCCCUCCUUGAGCUGCCCUGUGUGUUGUGUGGCUCUCCCGGCUGCAGCAAUACUUUAACAUGUAGACAGAAAAAUUGAGAAUAACUGAUUCUUUAAAAAUAUAUAAAUAUGGGCAGUGGUGGUGCAUGCCUUUAAUCCUAGAACUUGGGAGACAGAGGCAGGCAUAUCUCAGUGAAUUUGAGGCCAACCUGGACUAUAGAGUGAGUUCUAGGACAGCCAGGGCUACACAGAAACUCAGCUAUACAGUGUGACAGUGUGUAUAUACAUUAUAUAUAUAUAUAUAUACAUAUACAUAUAUGUAUAUAUAUAUAUAAAACAUACACGCACACCAGACACUGCUGUCUGUAUCAAUUUCAUGGUAUUACUGCAGCCCAUCCUUUGGUGGCUUAGAAACUGCAUGGAUUCAGUUCUGGAGCUCAGAAUACCCAAACUAGCUUGACUGAACUAAAACCAGGGUGUUGUUAAAGCUGGGCUUCCAAGGCUCUCAGAAUUUCCUUGCCUUUCCCAGCAUCUAGAAGCAUCCAUGGCCAAGCUAGCCUGUCUGUCUGUCUGUCUUGGUAUGACUGGUCACUAAUUGAACUACUUGCUACUUUAACUUGCAGAUCCAAUGUAGUUCCCAUAUCAACAGCCUUAACUUAAUCACCUGGGGAAAGUCCCUUUCCUGUGUUUCAGGUACCGCAUCCACUGGCUGGAAGGUGUGAGCAUCUCUGAGGGUAAGAGGAAGACAUUGUUCUACCUCUCCCACCCUCCUGCCGCUGGUACUCUAAGGAGACCAUACAAAAUGACUCAGCCUAAAAAGUAUUUGGUUUUGCCGGUAGAUAUAUCUUUUUAAGUUUAUUUUUUUUUUCCUAACGAUCCAGCUCGGAGGACUUGUUCACGCUGGACACAUAUCCUUGACCAAGAUGUCCAGCUGAAGUGAGUCCCAGGUGGCUCUGGCCCUCCACUAGGACAUCCAAGACGACUUAGUCCCUGUCUCACCUGGUCGCCUCUACUCUGAGGCCAUGUGCUUUUGGCUUAGAUUGACCCUGAAUUGUAUGAAAAGCAAAGGAGGCGCUUCCAACACGUACAGAGUGAGGAGACAUCGAUACCCUCCAUCAUACCCUGCCGUGAUGUAGAGGGAAAGCCAUAGUAGCUCAGGACUCCGGCAAACCUUCUCCGGGAAAUAAAUGUGACUCAUGAUUCUCAGGGAAUUGACCUUGGAAAGGCUACAUCUUUCCCAUGCAGCCUCUGAGGCAGAGCUCCUGGCCCUCUUGAGUUGUCUGCAACAAGGAGAGGGUUCACUUUGUAAUCACACCCUAGGGAUGUUCAUGCACCUUUUCUUUCAGUAAAUUUGCCUCUAACUCCUUUCCAGGAGAGAAGGUUGUCUCCUACCCUCCUACCCAACUACCCAAGGUGCUGAUGACCCUCCAUGAGGGGCCAGGACAGCUGCAGCUCCUUCCUUCUCCUGGAAUCACCACGCUGAGCAGGGGCCCUGUGUCCUUCCUCCAAUGCCUUCUCCCUUCUAGCACCCCUUGAGGAGACUGUUAGUCUCAUAUGUUGGUUCUUACUGUGUCAGCCCAGUACCCUUCUACCUUGAUUCUGCUGACUUAGCACCCGUUGGCUGGGCCUGUGGCUGUGUAUGGAAGGAAAAGGUUGAUUCUUCCAUGGGGACGAGCCAAAGUCCAUCAGCUGUAAAUCCAGUAUAGGUUGGAAGACCAGUCUGUGGAUCUGCAAAGCAUGUAUGAAAAAUAUUUAUUUAAUGACAGAUAACAUCGUAUUCAUUUACUUUUAUAAAUAAACUGAU